This is a messenger RNA of Serinus canaria (Common canary), 3887 nucleotides long. RefSeq names its product cap methyltransferase 2 (gene CMTR2). The transcript has 2 exons. Gene Ontology annotation, cellular component: cytoplasm; nucleus. Gene Ontology annotation, molecular function: methyltransferase cap1 activity. NCBI's taxonomy places the organism in Eukaryota, Metazoa, Chordata, Aves, Passeriformes, Fringillidae. The record is from RefSeq and is a predicted model, not a curated record. Gene Ontology annotation, biological process: 7-methylguanosine mRNA capping. The coding region runs from base 310 to 2604 and encodes 764 amino acids.
ACCGCUGUCCUGCUGGGCUGCCCCGCUGCUCGGAGGCGGCUCCUCUGCUCCCUUUUCCUCCUGAGAAACAGCCGCGCUUGGGCUCCUGUUUAGGAGAUGGAGCCGCGCUGCCGCCUGCCCGGCCUGCCCGGGACUCGGCUGCUCUUCCUCCAUCCCGGCACCGAGCCGUCCCCGCCGCUGAUGGCAAAGCCGCAGGGGCAAGGACCCACCCGCCCCGGGCCAGGGCGGUGCCCCCCGAGGAGAGGGCGUGCCGGGCGGGCGAGGGGCCGGGCUGGGCGCUUUCCCGACGGGUUGUGAGUCCACCCAAGAAUGGAUAAAUGUAAGCAGCCUAAUGUUAACCAGAAGACCAGCCUUGAAAAGUUCAGUCCUGAAAUUCUUUCUGAAAUUGAGAAGCUCUUUGAGAAGAAGUUUACUUACACUAAGCCAGUGAACGAUGAAUGGAAGCUGCCAGAUCCCAGCAAUGCUUUUACAUGUGAUCAUGUGGAAUUUCACUCACUCCUGGCUCUCAAGGACUCUAUGAAUGAAGUGAAGAACCAACUGAGUGACAAGAACCUGGAGGACUGGCAUCAGCACACCUCGUUUACCAAUAAAGCAGGGAAAAUAAUAUCUCAUGUGAAGAAAUCUGUGAAUGCUGAGCUCUGUACCCAGGCAUGGUGCAAAUUUCAUGAGAUCCUGUGCAGCUUUUCCCUUCUCCCAGAAGAAGCUCUUCAAGAUGGAGAACUGAAUUCUGUCCACCUCUGUGAAGCACCUGGAGCUUUUAUAGCCAGCCUUAACCACUUCUUGAAGUCCCACCAUGUCCCUUGCCACUGGAAUUGGGUAGCUAAUACUCUAAACCCUUAUCAUGAAGCCAACGACAUCCUUAUGAUGAUCAUGGAUGACCGUCUGAUAGCAAACACGUUACCUUGGUGGUACUUUGGCCCAGAUAACACUGGGGAUGUGAUGACAUUAAGACAUCUAACAGGACUUCAGAGCUUUGUGAGCAGUAUGACCACAGUCCACUUGGUAACUGCUGAUGGCAGCUUUGAUUGCCAGGGAAAUCCAGGUGAGCAGGAAGCUCUUGUCUCACCCCUUCAUUACUGUGAAACAGUUACUGCUUUAAUGAUUCUGGGCACCGGAGGAUCCUUUGUUUUGAAGAUGUUCACUCUUUUUGAACACUGUUCUAUCAACCUGCUCUUUCUGUUAAACUGCUCUUUUGAGGAGGUCCAUGUCUUUAAACCAGCCACCAGCAAAGCUGGAAACUCAGAGGCCUAUGUGGUUUGCCUUCGCUAUAUGGGCAGAGAAAGCCUUCAUCUGCUUCUUCCUAAAAUGACACAGAACUUUGGAACAGAAAUGGUCAACAAAGCUCUCUUCUCCCAGCAUACACUUCCAGAAUCAUUCCUUAAAACACAUGAAGAGUGUUGCGUGUUCUUCCACAGGUGCCAGGUGGAGACUAUCUCUGAGAAUAUCCGCCUUUUUGAGCGCAUGGAAGAAGCAGAGCAGGUGAAACUGAACAAGUUAAGAGACUGUGCAGUAGAGGUCUUCAUGCAGAAGUUCCACCUGAAACCCAUUGGCAGAAAUAACUGGCUGGUCAAGAAAUCCCAGGCUGGUUGCAGCAUGAAUGCAAAAUGGUUUGGGCAAAGAAACAAAUAUUUUAGUACAUACAAUGAAAGGAAGAUGAUGGAAACCCUGACAUGGAAUGAUAAAGUGGCAAAGGGCUACUUGAAUCACUGGGCUGAGGAACAUAGUUUAAAUAAUGCUGGGAACAUGUGUGUUCUGGAAGGAUUAUUUUCUAACCUUGAAUGUAGCUUUUGGUACAUUUUGGAAGGAAGAAGAUUGCCAAGAGUAAAGUGUUCUCCAUUUUGUGAUGUUCAGGUCUUAGAAAAUCUUAAUGAAGCUGUGAAGGAGCUGGGUGGGGGGAGGCCAAAAAGCAGAUCAAUGCUGCAGCCUUGUCACUCUUGUGAAGUUCUUCCUGGGGAGCUCAUACUGGCAAAAGUGUCUGAUCUUUCCAGGUGCCAUCAGGAAGUCCUAAAUGAAAGUUGUAGUGACCAAUUCAAGUGCCUUGUGGUGGGCUUUCCCACCCUCUGUGACACAGAAAGCCAGUCCAGUAUGGAAAUAAAGCCCAUGGACGCAGCCACGCUGCUGACUUUCAGCUUCUCUUUGCUGUACGAUGGAGAACCGAAGUACCAGCAGCAGCUUUUGGAGUGUGUUCUGCAUUCAUUGGCGCAGCUGGCAGCAGGAGAUGCCUUGGUUUUGCCUGUUCUCUCCUGCCUGACACGCUUCACAGCUGGCCUGGUAUUCAUCCUGCACCGCUGCUUCAGGAGCGUCACAUUCGCGUGCCCGACCUCGCGGGAGCCCCUGAGGAGCGGCGCUGCUCUGCUCUGCGUUGGCUACCGAGGCCUCCCCGCGCCUGUGGUGCAGUACCUGCAGCAUCUGAACGCACUCAUGACCUCUUUGCUGGACACAGACUCUCCCCAGCAGGUUCUGCAGUUCGUGCCCAUGGAGAUACUCCUCCAGGGCAAGCUGUUGGAGUUUCUGUGGGAUUUAAACACAGCCAUUGCAAAGAGACAGCUCCACCUGAUUGUGCAAGCUCAGCAGCAGCGAAUGACUAGUGACAUCCCACUUUAAAAUAAUUCUAGAACUGCAUGAGGUGUUGCUGCUAGACCUUGUUUCACAGGCAAGCAGAAGGUGUUAAAAACAAUGUUAAUGUGAAGGUAGCAUUAAUGCAAAACUGGUGUGACACUGAGGGUGCUGGCAGGAUGUUUUGAGCUAUCAGUCCUAGGUGCACCAUAUUGUAUGUGUAGGAAAUAGGAGAAAAGAAAGCCAGACCUUGAUUUCUGGCCACUGAGCUGGGUGUUUGAGGAUGCAGAAUAACUUGGAAUCUUUGAUUCAAUGGAAGCAAGGGCUGACAAGUGAGCAUAAGCCUCAGAGCCUGCUAUUACCAUCCUUAAAAACUGUCUUUUGACAUCCCUUUAAUUUACAGUUGGUUUAAUUUAAUGGUGACAUGGGGGAAAUCCUGUGUAACUUGCCUUACCAUUUUGGAUGGUAUGAAAUGGUGGUAGUUAUGGGUAUGUGUCCCCAUUUACCAUUCUUAAACAAGAGCCUUUGAAUUUUCACCUCUUAGCCUUUGAAUAUCAGCCUCUUCUUUAGCACUUCAGUGAGUGAGGACUGAGAUGAAAAUUUCCUUGCCAAAGCCUGAUAAUGGUUUCUCCAUCUCAUUCUUGCAGCUGUUUUGUGAAUGCCAUGCUGAUAUCCUGAGUUCCAGUUCUUUGUGCACUUCAGUCACUUGACAGAAGGAUCAAAUGGAGCUGUUUAUGCCAGAGAAGUGCUCAGCCUCUGGCUGUUCAUUGCUUACUCUUCAGGCAAUAAUUUGGAUUGCCAUCAAGCCCUCUCUUGUGACUUCUUAUGGGUCCAAAGCUGAGCUCAAUUCUCAAGAAUGAAAUUUGGUAAAAGAAUUAGCCAGUGGCUGUAGACACUUAGGCUUGUAACAAGCAGAGCCUUUAGGAGACAUUUAAACGCAGGAAACUUCCAUCAGCCAUGAGAGGCUCAUAACAUGUAGUUGCUGUGAUCUGCCAGCUUUUCCAUGCUAAAAAUCCUUAAAACAAAGGCUUUGAGGUGUUACCACCUGAACAAACAAUUCACCAGUUGUGUGCUGUCUGUCUUGUGCACACAAGUGUGUUCAUGUUUGUGUGGGAGCCCUCAGGGUUGUACAGCCUGAAGCUUUUGUGUUGUAAGUAAUCAAUGUGUGCUUUUGAUGUGAAGAAUGCAUAUAUUUUUUUAAGUAGAAGAAAAGAUGUUGAUUUACAUGGCUGUUGUAUAUUUUCAUUUUAUUGACAAAUGUUGAAAAUGUUAAGUUUUUUUUUUUAAAGGAAAACAACUGCUGUUUGGAGAAAAUAAAGCCUUUUAUUUUA